UUCUACUUUCUCUCUGAUAUUUUGUUGGGUUUUUGCUUUGUUUCUUGCAUGAAAAUGUAAGUUCUUUUUCCCCAUUUUAUUUUUUUGGGCCAAGGAGGGUGAGUGAUGUGGUGGGCAGAGGGGCCAGUGGGGGGGUCUUUUGUUUAAUUCUUUCCAAAUUAAUGUGAAGAUAAUGUUUGAUAGAAUCUUAUUGGGAAGACAAAGUGUGUGAAUCACAUUCAGUAGAGUGGGAGAAAAGGUGAAGAAAUUUAAGAGACGAUUUUGAAGGAUGAAUGAUAGCUCAGCUAGAGAAAUGAAUGAGAAACAACCUCAAAGGCCUUCUGGUUGUGUGGGCAUUUUCUUUCAGCUCUUUGAUCAGAACCGUAGAUUUGCCAAGAAGCUAUUUUCAAAGAAACUGCUUUCACCAGCUUGCUUGAAACAAGCUUCAAAAAAGUUUGGAGGGGAUGAGAAGCAGCCAAAGCUUCAUUUGAUUGCUGAUGAGAACAGUGGGGGUUUUCCAAAUUCAAAGAAUAAUGGAAUGACCGAUACACGUUGUGAAAGCAAACGCGAAAUGAAAGCUCCAUGUUUUGUUGCUAGGCUCAUGGGUUUGGAAUCGAUGCCAGCAGGAUCAGGCAGUAAGCCCCAAAAGGCUUCAGCUUCUGAAACUUGGAGCAAUCUGGCAGACAAACUUGGUGCUCGACCUGGCGGAUCUGAUAAAGAAGAUAUGGAUUUUGAGAUGGCCGAAAUAAAGAGUUCAAAACUAGGUUUGCAAAGGUUUAGAGCUAAAUGUGCUCUCACUUAUCUACUACAUAUUUUUCUCCUUUGGAUGAUGAAGCAGAUUUAGUUGGGAAUUCACUUGAUCACCAUUCAACUGACAGCUACCUCUCCAGCUGUCCCAAUAGUA
Molecule: messenger RNA, 883 nt
Organism: Capsicum annuum
Lineage: Eukaryota; Viridiplantae; Streptophyta; Magnoliopsida; Solanales; Solanaceae
Exons: 3
Coding region: 269-823 (184 amino acids)
Source: RefSeq, a predicted model, not a curated record